Molecule: messenger RNA, 1181 nt
Organism: Atta colombica
Lineage: Eukaryota; Metazoa; Arthropoda; Insecta; Hymenoptera; Formicidae
Gene: OSCP1
Product: protein OSCP1
Exons: 4
Coding region: 49-1128 (359 amino acids)
Biological process (GO): transport
Cellular component (GO): cytoplasm; plasma membrane
Source: RefSeq, a predicted model, not a curated record
ACAUGUAUCGCUGACAAUAAUUGUUGAACAAAGAUCGCUUCUGCAAAAAUGUCUUUGCAUUCAACACCCAUCCUGUAUUUAAAUAUGGGCGGCGAGAUGUUGUACGUUUUACGACAAAGACUGAAGGCGCAAAAGAUCGAUGUCGACAAGACAAUACAAGUAUUAGAUGACGUAACAGCCGCUUUGCUCAAUCCUAAAAUAUUAUCGCCGAUUUUCGAAGAUUCGCCGAUGAUUGGAAUAUCGGAGUUACGCACCACUUUAGAAAGCGUCGCUCUUUCAUCCAUCAUGAAACUAGACAGGAGUAGCAUGGACAAAUUAUUCGAUCUAAUGAUCAUGAUGGUGAAGUAUCAAUUGAAGGUGGCUACUGGACCCAGAGAAAUCAUUCUCAUCACUCUGAAUCACAUAGACGGAAUGCGCGACAUAGUCAACGAUGUAAAUGCACAAAAGUGCGUCAGCAUGGUGCAGCAGAUGGUUGUUAGCUUUUAUGGCUGCCUGACUUUCGAAGAAGUCUGGAAUGUACGGGAGAAUUGCCUGAAAGAAUUGGAACCGUACCAUGUGCGAGUUUCAAUCCUCCUGCGACGCGGUUUACAAAAUGACGACGCUAGCUUUAACGUAGUACCUCAAAAAUACGAUGAGAAAUACGUAAAGCACGGAAACAUUCUAGCGACGAUGAGGAUUAAAGAUGUGAGCCCUGAGACGUGUUGCGGAGGAUCCUUCGAUACUUUUGGUGAUAGAAAGACGUUAUUAGGCAAAAAUAUAUACUUGCCAACAUACGGCCUAACGGAGGGCGCAAUGCGAGACAGCCAACAGUUUGUAAGAGACUGCGGCACGAAAGCAGAAUUAGGCAUGUUGGCUGUUCAGCUGGGAACUGAGGAAACUAAUUAUGAGAGACCAUUUACGCUUAAUUUAUUGUCAAACAUGGACGAAGAGACUGUAAAUAAUGCAAGUAAGGAAACUGACAUCGAAGGAAACUAUGCUAAACGAAAUAACGCGGAAAACGGAAAACCAAAAUUGAACGAAGAUUACAAAGCCAAACUUGAUACAGUAUAUGCGGAUUUUUUCGAGGACGAGCACGAAGGUUUGAAAUGCAGUAUGGACUUGCUCGAUCUUCUCGACGAGAUCGAAUGAUUUAAAAUUUUAACUGAAACAUACAACGCAUUGCAAUUAUUUUUCCUAUAUUU